This is a messenger RNA of Pantherophis guttatus, 2908 nucleotides long. Its product is annotated as 1-acyl-sn-glycerol-3-phosphate acyltransferase alpha-like. Gene Ontology annotation, molecular function: 1-acylglycerol-3-phosphate O-acyltransferase activity. The record is from RefSeq and is a predicted model, not a curated record. Gene Ontology annotation, cellular component: endoplasmic reticulum. Gene Ontology annotation, biological process: phosphatidic acid biosynthetic process. NCBI's taxonomy places the organism in Eukaryota, Metazoa, Chordata, Lepidosauria, Squamata, Colubridae.
CCCAAGAAUCAGUUUUCCAUAUCUGUAAACAACAAAGCAGAAGGAUCUUUCCUUUCUCUGUGGAGAAAGAUAGAUGGGCUCUGUCAGGAGAAGGGGGAUAGCUUCUAAGAGCUUCUGCUCUGCUGCAGUUCUUAGCACCAGGCACUUUCCGCAUGGGAGACCAGUGUUUCUCAACCUUGGCAUCUCUAAGAUAUGUGGAUUUCACCUUCCAGAAUCCUGGGAGUUGAAGCCCACACAUCUUAAGAGUUGCCAUAAUUGAGAAACAUUGCCUUAGAUAGUCACACCAUAAUUCAUGUUUGGUUUCCUAAACACAAAAUAAUCAACAGGGUCAGUGGUGGAUUUCAAAAUUUUUUACUACCGGUUCUGUGGGUGUGGCUUGGUGGGCGUGGCAUGGCUUGGUGGGCAUGGCAGGGGAAGGAUACUGUAAAAUCUCUAUUCCCUCCCCACUCCAGGAGAAAGUUACUGCAAAAUUCCCAUUCCCUCCCAAUCAACUGGGACUCGGGAGGCGGAGAAUAGAUGGGGGCAGGGCCAUUCAGAGAUGGUAUUUACCGAUUCUCUGAACUACUCAAAAUUUCUGCUACCGGUUCUCCAGAACUGGUCAGAACCUGCUGAAUACCACCUCUGAACAGGGUGCUGAGAAACAAGACUGUCUUUGUUCUAAUAGUUUUCCUUCCAUAAGCCCACAUGCAGCACAUGCAGGAAAUUCCACUUUUCCUUAGAGGAAUCUAAAGUAAAACCUUCCUCACUCUACUAUCUUCCACAUUCCACAUUUGGGAAAAAUUGCUCAGAAAUGUUCCUGUAGCCCUGUAUCUUUUGAAAUGGUUGAAUUCAACAGAGAUGUGAAUCUAGGUCUGUUCACUCCAGCUGAUGGUAAUCCUGUCCUGGUUACAUUCCACAUUGGGGGACUGGGGAGUGGAAAGAACCAACAAUCAAUCUUAGAUUUGACCUUCUUCUGAUCCUUUUCUUCUUCUGCAAAAAAACUCCAGGGAUUUUUCAAAUCUUGCCCAAGCAAUGUACCCUUUUCGUCAAGAAAGAAGUCCUGUAUAUGCUUACUGUUGGUGUUGUCCUAUGGCUGUGUGGUUUCAUUUUCAUUGACCAUAAAAAGGAAGCCGAAGCUGUUGAGAUAAUGUCAGCAACUGGAGACACCAUGCUCCGGGACCAUCUGAGAAUAUGGGUAUUUUCUGAAGGCCACAGAACUGGUGAAUCCACCUUGGAGCCCUUGCAAAGAGAGGCCAUCCAUCUCGCAGUGAAGGCGCAGGUGCCAAUCAUUCCUGUGGUGAUGUCCUCCUACAAACCAUUUUUCAACAUGAAGACUAGCAAAUUCACAUCUGGGGACAUCACCAUCCGGAUUCUUCCUCCAGUGAAGACCAAAGGAUUGGGCCGGGGUGAUAUCCCAGACUUAACAGACCGUGUGUGGGGGAGCAUCCUAUCCAACUUCCAUGACAUCUCAGCAGAGCCUGGGAAACAAGCAGGCAUGGUCAAAGAAGACACCAGACAAGCCCCCAAUUACUAAGGAACUAAUUCAAUUUUUCCCCCUUCUUCAUUGUUUCUUCUUCGGCUUUUUGUGGAUCUACCCAUUUAUGGGUGGCCCUCUUGGGUGCCUUAACCUGUGACCUGGACUUCUUGUGAGAAGAGUGCCAUUUUUUUUGGAGAAAGCAUAGAGAUCCUUCAGGAGCCCGUAAAAGUGGUUCUCCUCUUCAUUUGGGUUUGAGUCCUGCUUCCUUUUUCCAUACACUUUAAAGGAUAGAAAACUAAAAUCAAAGGGAGCUCCAUGCAGCGUAAACUUGAGUAGGACGGCUGUGGUUUCCAAAACAGGUUUCUCAGCUACGUUGCUUCUAGAGCUAGAACUGGGGCCAGAACUGGGGAAGGCAGCAGGCAUUGUGAGGCAAGUGCCCGUUGCCACAGCAACCAGCAUCUCCGAUGCAAAAGGGACAGCUCGGCCUGAGCCAGAGACAGAGACAGCCGGUUGGGAGGAAGAAUUCACAAUCUGAUUGUGAGGCCGAACACGUGCCUCACAAAUCCUCCCGAAGGCUGGAGAGCGGAGGCCUGUCUCCUUAACGUGGCCUCGGAGAUCUCAGCUUUUUUUUGCACACAGGUAAAUAUGGCGCAGGAGGACCGUUUCAUCGGAUGCUUCCCUGACUCGCUUUGGCCUUGCAAUGGGUUGUGGGAGCCCCAGUCUUUGUCUUACAUAAACCGGGACAUUGCAUUAAAUCAUCAUGGGGUUGACUGCUUUAGGGAAUGGCCAAUUUUGUCAGCGUAGCCAUUGUCUUUUGCUAACUCAGUUUAGUGAGUUGUAUGACUGCAGCCAGAGGUGGUGGAGCUACAGGGUAUUGCAUAUGAGUUUUCCAGGGAUAGUACACUGUAUGUUGGUGGGAAAGAAAGUUUGAGGGAACUUUGUCAAUUAACCCUGUCUUAUUGAAGCUUUCCCAAUAGAAGACCAGAUCCUGCAGCAACACUAACUAUUCUUUUUUGCCUAGGUAGUCUUAAAAUAAAUGUCAUAUAUUAUGGAAUAUUAUGUAUUUACUCUGAAUAUUGACAUACUGCCACAUCUAUAUAUCGCUAGCCAGUUUACAAAUCAAUUCAUGAAAAAAUAUGGGUGCUGUAAAAAAAACCCAGUAAAAUUUAAUCAGAUAAGAAACAAAGGGUAUCCUUCAUUGGGAUAAUCAUAUCCAAAGACUUGUCUAAAAAGGUUGUUUCCAUCAUUUUCUGAAAGGGAACCAAAAUGGGAUCUACCCAGAUCUUCGCUGGGGGGGGCAGGGGGGGAAUGGGGAACAUAUUCUAAAGGGUUAAAGUGUGGAGCAUAAGAGAAGUGUUGUUUCCAGGUUCUGCCUUCUUCCGUGGAAACUCAAGGCUUCUUCCAUAUGUUUUGCUUGUCCAGACAGUUUAUAAUAAACUCACGUGACUUUGA